UCGACCGAUGGAAAGAAACGAGGUAGAGGUUCUACCACCCGGAUUUUCUGUAACUCGAUCCUGGAAAUCUACGAAGGAACCUACGACGAGGAAUUGAGCUUCCCUCCCGACCCAGGAACAGGAUUAUUCUAUUCUCCCGCUACGUCCGUGUGCGCUCUGCUUCAGUGGCGAACGAGUUGGAACACCGAACGCAAGAGGAAGGAAAAAUAAUUGCUUUCCCAGGCGUCGAUCAUACAUAAAAGACAGGGAGACAGAUAUAUAUAUUCCUCUCCUUUACUCUGUUCUCUCCCGUCCACGGGAAAUGUGAAAAGAGACCCGUCGGAUUGGAGGGUCGUCGUCUUACCGCUUGACGUGCUUUUAAUUAUAGAGAUCAUCAGGGAAGCGUCGUCGGGGCUUUUGAUUGCGCGAGCAGGGACGGCAGGUCAACGGAAGAGCAAGGUUAUCGCUGCGUUUUGUGCUUCUAGAACGUGAAAGCUGUCACACGUCGGGCAAAGAAAGCCGGCAGCGAAGUAUCUUUACAUUCUUCAGCGAUCGUGCCAAGUGUACCGAGAGAAGUGGUGGUGUACACCGAGAAAAGGUCAGCUUUUUAGCGAGCAACGGCGCAGCAAGAAGACGGCUCUCCGGCUUCCGGCGCGAUCGGGGAAAAAUCAUCAACCGAGGUGGCGGGUCGACAGGAGACGGAAAGGAGGAGCCGCUUUUCGAAAACGGACUUAACAGCCGGCGGAUCCGCGCGCGACGUUGCCCUGAUCGCGGAAGGUGUCAGUCAGCGAGCGAAGGACAAGUUACGAAGGAGUUGCGCGAGGAGUGAAGUGAAGCGACUGCCGAUACAGAGGGGAAAAAAAGGAAGAAUCGGCGCAGCGGAUGGGUGCAAGGAGGAUCGACGAGACGGUAGGAGAUGCCAGGUAGUUCUCUGCACUUUGAUGGGGCGGGAAAACGGGAGGAAGAGGGAAAACUCGCGGCGUAGCGGGUGAAAAAGGUAGCGGAGGAAAAGUUGCUGAAGGAAAAGUUGAGCGGAUAACGGUUGGAGGACGAGAUCCUCCUCUCGAGAGAACGCGCGCGCGCGCUAUCAGAUAGACGUGGGAUAAGAUUAAACAGAGGGAGAGCCGAGUCGGCGGGUAAGGGAGGGAUAAAAAUAGAGGGAGGACUGAUCGCGAAUAAGAAUAGGAAGGAGAGGCGGGGAAGGAGUGAGGGAAGAGAAACAAAGGGGAGGAAGGAAAGGAGAAGCGCGAGGAAAGGCGUGCGAGAUCGAGAGACGGGACACCUUGGCCCGCGCGGGACGAUUGAAGAAGCAGCAGCGGAUGAAACGAGAGGGCAGGGUGAUGAUCGGAUAAGAAUGAAGAAGCCCACGACGAACCUCGGAAUUAGCAUCCUGCUCCUUUUGUCCUCGAUCUUUCUGGACUGGCGCACCGCGGCGAUCUCGGGACCGCCGGUCGCACUCGCUGGCGCGAGCCGGGGAAACGUCGGCGACGCGACGCCGCCGAUGCACAAGGUCCAGUUGACGCAAAAAGGUUACAUCCAGUUUCUCAGAUGGGAACUGCCGGUGCCAGCGAUCCACGAGUUUACAUUCUGUCUGUGGGUGAAGUCCAAUGAUCUCAAACAUCCUCAUUCGAUUUUUUCAUACUCGAGGAACGAGCGCGAACGUUUGAUUCGAUCUUGGAUAUCGCCGCGCGGAAGGAGCGUUCACCUGGAAAUCGACGGUGUGGAGGUGUUCGGAUGGCAGGUUGGCAUACGAGAGCACCGUUGGCACCACAUAUGUCAAAGCUGGGAGAAUCGGGUCGGUCGUUACGCCCUGUGGCUCGACGGGCAUUUGGAGUUGCAAGGUCAUUCCGAAAAGAUGAUCGAUCACGUGGUGCCGGCGGGCGGCGAUAUUGUCCUGGGUCAAGAAUACACGGACUUCGAUAAAGGGCUCGAGGAGGGCAUUGAGGGUUCGGUUUUGGGCUUCAAUCUUCUGUUGGCCUCGGCCUUCGAUUUCCUCGACUACGGCUAUCAAAGGCUUCCAUUCCCGCCGGCCGUCGCUACCAAUCUGGCCGAGCACAAUCCGUACGUCGCGGGUAUUCGGGCGAAAAUAGCGACGACGGACGAUUCGGAUCGUGAAUCUGCGCUCGACAGACUCGUUUCCUGGCGAUUCGUGCUCAGCCCCAAUUGGUUCCGCCGAAUUUUGCGAUGGAGCGCAGAAGCGGCGCGGAGCGAUGAAAGUUCCGCAAUUUCGCCGUCGUCGUCGUCGCACCUGCCGGACGCCACCGACGGGCCGGAGAGGGGAGGUGCGUCGCCGGUGCGCAGAAACGUGAUCGGAGAAAUCAACGCCGCGCUCGAGAUCGCGCCGGACGCUCCCUUGGGUCUGCACUUGGUGAAAUUGUCCUACGCGCAUUGCCAACUGGGCAGAGGCAGCCCUCCCAUAGGCGGCUCGCUGAUGCUGAUUUCCUGGAGCAGGACACCCGUAAAGGUGUUCGGCGGUGCCACCAUCAAAAACGUCGGCAACCAGUGCGGCCGUUUCUGAGGGAAAACCUUAUUCGACCCUUCCGUCGCGACGGGGAGGAAAGCACGGAAUCGAAAUCCGCGUCCCAUUCGGAUCUUCUCCUCGAGCCUUCCACUCCGUGGGACACUGAGCCCACCCUCGACGCUCAUUCCCCCUGGGAGAUCUUCUGAGAGAACGUUCUGAGAUACAAGAGGAAAAUAAUGUUUGCUGCCGCAGCGAAACUAUCGUUGUUGUUGCACAUAUUUGUCGCGACGGCGUUAAAACGCACAAAUCGGCGAAUUAUUCGAAAUUAGAGCAGAAACAGUUUUGUCGCCGGGACGGAAAAAUGGCUGAGCGAAUUUAUCCUUGAGGCGCGUUAAUUCGAUGUUAAAACUAAAAUAGUGCUUUCUUGUACUUACUAAUUGCUUUUCAUCGCAAAAUAAUUUGUAGAUUCGGCAAAAUAAUCCAACGAACAGCAAUUGGUGCUCUGAACAAAUCGUUUUGCUGUCCACGUAAUGAUAACCGAUAGAUUUUGCUGCGACGGUAUUAACGAAAUUAUUGAAUCAUUAGAUUACUUUUCUCCGUGUAGGCGUUCGGCUCGCUCCCGUGAACAUUUUUAUCGGAAUUGCCUCCUCGUAUUAUUAUAUUUUAUAUUAGCGGACUAGUGCCAUGCCGUCGAGCUGAAGACGGUCACCGAUGAUGGACGACGAGCGCGAAGGAUCGAUAAUGUCGGCAGGAAACGAAUUCACGCUGGAUCAUGCAUUUUUCGUCGAACUGAACGCAGAGACGAAACGUAAUAGUUUAGCGCACGUAUGCCAUAAUACAGUGGUAAAUGUACCUGUUGACGUGUAA
Messenger RNA from Dinoponera quadriceps, 3307 nucleotides. RefSeq lists its product as uncharacterized. Bases 1334 to 2497 code for a protein of 387 amino acids. The record is from RefSeq and is a predicted model, not a curated record. Lineage: Eukaryota; Metazoa; Arthropoda; Insecta; Hymenoptera; Formicidae. The transcript has 4 exons.